This is a messenger RNA of Racocetra persica, 305 nucleotides long. The record is from the annotation of a GenBank genome assembly. Lineage: Eukaryota; Fungi; Glomeromycota; Glomeromycetes; Diversisporales; Gigasporaceae.
AUGGGUCAAUAUCACCCAUCUUCAUUUUCCUUCACAAGACGAUUAAAAAGACGAUCCUCUAUUGUAGCCCCUCAACCUUUACCAAGACCAAAACACGAACUUGAUUUAAGUGCAGAAUUUCGUCGAAUUGAUAAAAAAACUUAUAACAGCAUAGUUAACAGUUCAAGAUUUGACUUACCAGAAGAUAAUGAACGUAUCGAUAGAAUCAAAUUGAGACAUCGUUUGUUUAGAUAUGUAUGGCAAAAGAAUUUUUCAUCCCCAAUUAGAGAUGAUUUAAUACAAGGAAUUAAUGUCCUUGAUGUUGG